AUGACGUCUGCUCUGGACUCAUUCCUGAACAAAAUGAUCUCAGUCAUCACCGGCGACGGCCGCAACAUCGUGGGCGUCAUGAAGGGAUUCGACCAGACGGUAAACGUGAUUUUGGAGGAUUCGUGUGAAAGGGUGUUCAGCUCUCAACAAGGGAUCGAACAAGUGCCGCUCGGACUGUACAUUAUUCGCGGUGAAAAUGUAGCGGUAAUUGGUGAAAUUGACGAGGACAUUGACAAGAGACUCGACUUAGUCAAUAUCAAAGCUGAACCUUUGCCUCCAAUCUGGACCGCGUGA
Soboliphyme baturini is the source of this 294-nucleotide messenger RNA. Lineage: Eukaryota; Metazoa; Nematoda; Enoplea; Dioctophymatida; Soboliphymatidae. The record is from the annotation of a GenBank genome assembly.